CAACCAGAAGCAGAAUGUGUUCUGGGUGUGGCUGCAUGCGAUUUACCCAAUAGCCAAACUGGGGGGAUUGCUUAAGGGGAAAGACAAAGCAUCUGCUGCUGAAGGGAGCGGAGACCAAGAACUGCAGGAUGAAGACCUCUGGAGCUUGUAUACUGCUGUGUCUCUUAGCACUCUCCCUGUCCCCAGCUGACUGGUUUCCUUGGGUGGUCAAUGGGCAAGAACUGGAAAGUGCAACUGGUGAAGUUAGCACUGACUCUCUUAUCAACACCCCAGCUGCAGCUGUCACACCACCUGUGCUUCUUAGUCCUCUUCAGUCUGACAGCGAAACUACGACAGCUUCAUCAGAUUGUCGCGAAGAAAAAUUUCCUUGCACACGCCUGUACUCUGUUCACAAACCGGUCAAGCAGUGUAUCAGCUACCUCUGUGUUACAAGUGUUCGUCGCAUGUACAUAAUAAACAAGGAGGUGUGCUCUCGCAUUGUCUGCAAGGAGAAUGAGGUCAUGCAAGAUGAGAUCUGUCGUCAGCUGGCUGGCCUUCCUUCUCGACGUCUUCGCCGAUCUGGGCAACCCCUGCAUCUUCCUUGCAGACAACUCCUGGAGCAGCAGCGCAGGAAGCCCGAUGCUCUGUGAGCUACCAGCAGUGAGGGAGAAAAAGGGUGAGGAGAGACAUCAUCAUCCACUACCUACAACCCAAGACAAGUCCUCAUUUGUUAUUUUGCCACCAUUUAUUUGCUUCUCUGCCUUCCCCCACACCCUCUUCUUCAGUUGCUGCAGAACACAGAGUCCCCUCUCUGCUAGUCUGUCAUGACAGCUCUUGUCAUCUUCUAAAUCUGUUGCUGAGGAGGUGGGAUGCUGCCCUCUUUUCUCUCUAACUCUGUUUGGCAGGCCAUGAGCUGCUCAUUUCCCAGAGGUCCUUAUAAAUGUGCUGCACCUUCUCUUGUUUUGCCCCUGCAGAGAGAUAUCUGGGGACAGGUUGUACUCCUCUCCAAUGGUACAGAUGCCCUAAUCUGUGUCUUGUGGAGAAGUGCAAACCUAUAUGCCGUAGGACUCUGGCCUAGGUUUCUUGGAUGGCAUCAAUAUGAGUUCAGAUAUGGUUAAUCAGCCUGAGCCUCUCCGGUCCUUCUGAACCACCGUGUGAUAGCACAUCCUCCUCCUUUGUCUGCUGGGUUCAGAGAAGAGACAGAACAGAAAGAUGAGCUGUCCUCAACCCAAGGCAACCCUCAUCGCUCCUGCAUGGCAGCAGAUCAUUUAUAACUACCUCUGGGAAGUUCUGCCUCUCAAGCCCAUUGCCUCCCUCACAUACAACCGCUCCUGAAAGGAAGAAUUCUGGAUUUAGUUUGGCAUAAUAUUUUUCACAAUAAGAUUAUGUUGAAAUAGAGUGCUGCCCCUUCCUCUUCCUCCUCUGCUCUCUCCCAUUCUGUCCCUUCUCAUUGAAGAACUCUCUUGAUGCCCAUUCCAGGCAAGUUCCAGGGAGCAGUAAGUAUGGCUGCCUCUGUUCCUAAGCCCAAGAGAGUCCACAAAGAACUUGUGUGUCCUCACAGUAAUGGGAACUUGCAUUGAGUUGGUUUGUUCUGGUGACUUGUCUUGGUCUGGCUACCUCCACAUUAUCCAGUUGCUGAGCCUGCUUUUAGUAUCUCCACUUGAGUUCCUACCUACUGACCGUGGAGCUCCUUCACAAAGCAGAAGGGAGUCCCAAAUUGGAGUGGGAUGUGGAAGAAGAACCGUUAUCUGAGAUCUCUGGGUUUUCCUUCAGGUUCUGUGGCUGUGUUGACCUGCACAGAGCCAGACACUGGUGGGGUCAUAAGCCUGUCUCCAGGUAUAAGAGUUCACAGAGGCAGACCAACUUUGGGAAAAUAAUUCACUGUGGUAGUGCUGGAUGUGUGAUCUGCUUGAGAACUUUGUUUUCCAGAUAUAUGGGGAACAUUUACAGGUUUAUGAGCAGUUUUCACUAUGAGACUGGGUAGGGUAAGUGGGGAAGAGCUGUCUGAAGUGUAUUAAUCACUCUGUGUGACGUCUCGUGACAUGACUCUGUGGAGUACCAGAGCUGAACAGCUGAGCUCACUGUAGCAGAUCAGCAAGACCCUGUUUCUAGAUUCUCUGAGCAUUGUUCCCAACUAAAAGAAAGCCAGUUUGCUAGAUAAGGCAUUCAUCCCAGUCACAUAAUACACUCUGCUGCUGAACUGAGUCCCAUUCAGCCCUGCAGGAGCAGUGGUCUGCUGCACAGAGACAGGGUAAUGCAAUAUAGGGGACAGAUUGCUGUAUGGAGGCAGAAGCUAAGAGCUCGGAUUUCUGCUGUAUGCAGCUUGAAGCUGGUUACGUUCUCUGUGUAGGGGAAGACACCCUGUGCAGACACAGAUUUGUUCCAUAAGGUCAAAAUUGACCAUAGGUGGGCUACAUAUCUUUGUAUUAAUCCAAUAUACAGAAGAAAGAAUUCCAAGUUAUAUGGUGACUGGAAUUUCAUCCUAUGCAUGAGGGCACCGCACCGCUACAGAGGAUGAUGUUCCUCUUGAGGCCUCAUGAGACUAGAGGUGGAGGAGGAAUUCCUCUAUACUGAGAACAUGCAUGUUUCUGUAGAGAGGAGGGCACUGAGAGCUUGAUCUCAAAGACAUUCAAGCCACUAACCUCUAUGCUGGGACACCUGUGGAAUUUGCCUGUGUGGAGGAAGGUAGGCUAGCGAUGAGAUGUUAGAGGGAGCUCUUGCAAAUUGGACUAGGCCAAAUUGCUACUCUGUAUUUAGAGUUGAAUGUAAGCUGAUAUAGAUAUAUAACUGUAUAACAUAGCUACUGUACAGUAUAUAAAAAUUUAACAUUCAUAGAGUUUGGAGAAUUGUUAGAAGCCUUUCUGUUGCUUGCUUUCAGCAGGGACAGGAAGAAGUACUCCUCUCUAGGAUAACAGUUUCAAUGCUAGAGUCCAUAUAACACAAUUAAAAAUAUUAAAAGAAAAUUUAUUUCCCAUUAUUAUUGGCAACUCUCAUGUAUUUGCAUUUAUUAUUUGUCUCAAGCUGUGUUUGUGGGCAGACUUGACUCCAGCCCAAAUGUGUCAUUUGGACCUUUUUACUCCCUGCUAGCCCAGUCCUCUGCUGCUCUUCCCCUCUGGUUCUCACGCACUGUGGCUCCCUCAGCUGCCAAAUCAGGAUUAUCUAAAGGGAAAGACAUGCCAAUCAGAGCAGAGAGGGGAGAAUUGCACCCCAGGUCAACUUGUGCACUGUGGGAACAGCAAAUGCACAUCUUAAGGUGGCAGAAACAAGGUAAGGACGAAAGAGAGUGCUGUGGGAAAACACAGGAAGGCUGUUGGAAGCCAGUGCCAUGUCACCUGGAAGCUCCGUGUUGCCUGGAUCUCAUCCACAAGAACCUGCAUUAUGAACAAGACGUGUUAUCACUGAGCUUCUCAGCUUGGAGGGAUCCCUCAAGAGUAGAUUGCUGCCUGAGGUGUGGGCUUGUCCUUCUCAGAGAAAAGUGGUGCUUGCAACCCAUCCAUAAAGAGCACCUCUACAAACAAACAGAAAGUUGGGCUGUUUUGGGUUUGUUUGUGUUUGUUUUUUUUUAAAGAAGAUUUUGAAGGUUCAUGAUCCCAUACAUUUACUGCUGGCACAAUAUGGUCUGACAUUCAAUCAUAGAAUCAUAGACUACCAAGUUGCAAGUGGUCUCAAGGAUCUGGUGUGAAACAUCCUUAACAAAAAGCAUGCACACUGUUUGACAGUGUGCAUUUGUCUGAAUUCCAUUUCUUUAUCUCCUCUUCACCUCCUGCUCUCUGAUCUUCAGCAUACUAUUUUCUCUGUUUCCUUGCCCUUGUAAUGUAGCAAGCUAGAAUAAACCCCCACAAAAUAAAGAGCUGGAUUUUAGUCCAUUAAAAAAAAAAUCUAUUAAAAAGGUGUGUGAAGCAUCAUGAAUUAA
Molecule: messenger RNA, 3892 nt
Organism: Apus apus (common swift)
Lineage: Eukaryota; Metazoa; Chordata; Aves; Apodiformes; Apodidae
Gene: MFAP5
Product: microfibril associated protein 5
Exons: 9
Coding region: 129-629 (166 amino acids)
Biological process (GO): embryonic eye morphogenesis
Cellular component (GO): microfibril
Source: RefSeq, a predicted model, not a curated record